Lodderomyces margitis is the source of this 1032-nucleotide messenger RNA. RefSeq lists its product as uncharacterized. The transcript has a single exon. The coding region runs from base 1 to 1032 and encodes 343 amino acids. The record is from RefSeq and is a predicted model, not a curated record. NCBI's taxonomy places the organism in Eukaryota, Fungi, Ascomycota, Pichiomycetes, Serinales, Debaryomycetaceae.
AUGAUGAUCCCUACAAUCAACCGAGACUCCGUAUGCGGAGACAAAGACUACAAACCACCAACAGCAUUCCCCAUUGGGCCAUUCAAGAGGUACAAACAUAAUCCAAUCAUGACGCCAGACCCCGAUGUCGAAUUUGAAAGUGCAUACUUAUACAAUGCUACCGCUAUAGUCAUUGACGACCAUGUUGUUAUGUUAUACCGGGCUCAAAAUAAAGCCAAAUUAUCGUCUGUGGGCAUUGCUUGGUCUUCUGAUGGGGUUAAUUUCCAUAAGCACAAGAAACCAAUAAUAACUGCGACUGAACCUUAUGAAGAAGGUGGCGGUAUUGAAGAUCCUCGAAUUGUGAGUGAUCCUGAGCUGAAGUUGUUCAUUGUCACGUACACAGCAUAUGACUUGCACACGGCUAGGUUGUGUGUGGCUACAAGCGAAGAUUUAUUUCAUUGGGACAAGCUUGGACCUAUUGUGCCUACCUCCUGGAGUGACAUUGCAGUCACUAGCAAUGGAAACAGGAUCAUUCGCAAAAACUGGCUGAAAUCAGGAGCCAUAUUCAAUGAAAGAAGCAAAGAUGGCAAGUAUUAUAUGAUUUGGGGAGAUUGCCAGUUGCAUCUUGCCGAAUCCACCGACUUGGUACAUUGGAGGUUGACCCACAACUCAAUCAACCAAAACACCUUUGCCAAACAGAUUUUGCAUCGAGAAAGUAAAUUAAUCGAAAGUGGGCCAGCUCCAAUCAAAAUGGCGGGGGACUCCAACAACCAGUGGAUCUUCAUCUAUAAUGCGGCAACCACAGGUGGGUUUGAGUUGGCUCCCGAUACAUACACUGUCAAUGCCAUGUUGGUUGAUUAUGAUAAUAUCAAGCAAGGGCCAGUGGCUCGGUUAGAACACCCCAUCUUGGAACCGCAACUGCUGAACGAAGUUGAAGGACAAGUUAACAAAGUUGUGUUUUGUGAGGGGAUUGUGCAGUUCAAGGGACACUGGUUUUUGUAUUAUGGACAGGGUGAUUCCGAAUUGGGUGUAGCAAUAGCCCCCGUGACGUAG